Molecule: messenger RNA, 3633 nt
Organism: Xenopus laevis (African clawed frog)
Lineage: Eukaryota; Metazoa; Chordata; Amphibia; Anura; Pipidae
Gene: tank.L
Product: TRAF family member associated NFKB activator L homeolog
Exons: 9
Coding region: 900-2354 (484 amino acids)
Biological process (GO): negative regulation of canonical NF-kappaB signal transduction
Source: RefSeq, a predicted model, not a curated record
AGGCGUGCCUACUUCAAGUCACUUUUGACUUGCAGUAGGCACGCCACCAUGGAAGCUUAUGCACUUGGAGGGGUGACAAAAGCAUAUUACUAGAAUGCUAAACAAUGCCUGGUGCCCCAUUGUAGAGCUACCCUUCAUAAAUGUUUCUGGUGUAGACUUUGUAAAAUUCACAACACCAACACUAGUCAAAUGCGGUGCUGGGUAUAUAUCACUGAAAUCUAUUUAUAGAUUAGAAAUUCUGGAAAGACGAUGAAUUUCCUACAGCAAAAGCAACACACCCUCUCCAUUAGUAAUGGCGCCGCUUACAUUAUAAGUUGGUCGCCAUUUCGAUCCAUAAUGAAAAAUUACUCAGAGAUAAUAGCUCAUCACACAAAAAUGUUUGCGAUAUGUAUCUAUAGUAUUAAUAAUUAUCGCUCAUUUCUAUGGAUACGUAAUGGGGAGCUACAUACAGGCCCGGACUGGCAAUUGGCCUGUUCGGGCAUUUUCCCGACGGGCCGCUCUUUAUUUAGUGUCAGUGGGCUGCUGCUCCUGAUUGAUCCAGCGGGCUCUAGGACCGCUCCUCCAUCCUUUUUCACACUGUGGCUCUGCCCCUCCCACUCCUCUCUGCUGGACGCUGCUGCCUCUGCCGGCUGUUUGUAUGUCCCAGCACUCUCAGCAUGAGCAUGGAAGCCGGAUGAAUAGGAGAUACUGCAGCUGCUGCCCUGCCUGCCUGUGCUGAGCCUGCACAUAAUGCUCCCUGCCUGUGAACACACCACAUCAGUUACAGUAACAUCAGGUUGGUGUGGAUUUCUGUAGAGCAGGCAAAAUCACUAUGGGGUAGGAAGAGUCAACUGUGCUGAAAGUAUCAGGCUUGCGUAACUCUCCACACCCUUUAUAGUGAUGAUACAGAACUGGGAAAUAUGGAAAUUAACAUUGGAGAGCAACUUAACAAGGCCUAUGAAGCGUACCGUCAGGCAUGCAUGGACAAAGAGCAGGCUGUGAAGCAAAUGCAACAGAAGCUAGAUGCUUGUGAACAGCAACUUCGUGACCAAAGUAAACAGAUAGCUGGUCUUAAAAAUUGCAUCACUGUGCUGACAUCACAGCCCUCCACUGCUAGUAACCCAGGGAAAGGUGGUGUCCAUGCCCCGCCACAGUCUCCUAAGCCGGGGAGCACUGAGGGCUGGAGAAAUGAGGGAGCUAAUAGUUUUUCAUAUGAACAUCUCCAAGAGGAGCUGAGAGUUUCCAUGCAGAGAGAAAAACACUAUAAGGAGCAACUGGAGAAUGAAAGGUUCAAGCUGAGGAAACUAGAGGAAUCCCAGAAGGCCUUUGAGUCAUUUGUGCAUAACAAAAACGGGGAGAUCAAGACUCUAAAAAUUCUCUUAAAACAAGCCAUCGAAAGGCAUAAAUCAGAAGAUAACAAGCUACAGCCUGCCCUUGAGGGAGAGGUGAAAAGUAAAACAUUACAAGAUUCCACAGGAGCUGUCUCUGCCCUUGACUGUUCCAGGCAAGGCAUUGAACAAAUUUUCUCAGAAAUGAAAGAGGAAUUCAGUCACAUUUGCAGGUUAACAAGAAAACAAAGCCUGCACCUCAAUACAUUUCUGUUGAAGAAGGAGAAUUCCUCUGAAAUUCCUCUUCAAUGUUCCAUGCCUAUUCAGUGCACAGAUGAACAAAACGAAGAAGAACAAGACAUUGCAUCCAGUGUUAAAAGUGAUAAAUCGUCUUUUGGAUCUAUAACACCUCGUGGACUGGGAGCAGACGAUGAGAGCAUUUUUGUAGAAUCCCUCUCAGAAUUCAGUGUCAAAUUCCCACCAAACGAUGAUGACUCUGAAUUCUUACAAAGCAACCCUGAAAAAUUACAUAUUCCUGUUUUAACUCAACACCCUAAUCAGUUGCAUACUCAAGCACCAAUUCUUAUCAACAACUUAAGUACAAAGCAGCCCAACACAACAGAUACUCACCACUUAACAGGGGGCUCUUGUAACCUGGAAACCGUAAAUCAUGCCGAUUUGGGGAAUAACUACCGGGGCAGCAAUUUGCAAACUGCAGAGGACAGUGACCUUCUUCAGGCUGUCAGCAGCCCAGUGAGAAAAUACACAAACACUUUCUAUAGUCCUGAAAUCCAGGAUGCUCCUGAAUCAGCAGAAACACCAGGAAGGACAGUUAGAGGACCACAUCAGGAUGUUUGGAAGCCCGUUAUGCAUCAAGAAAAGGAUCUUCCAGCUCCAGGUUACAGAAAAUGGGAUCAGAACAGCUCUGACGUGUGUGAGUUCUGUAAAGCUGUUUUUCCAACUGCAAGGAGAUCUCAUGAAGACUUUUUUAGGCAUCUUAAUUCACACUUCAACGAUGGACAACCGAGAACGAACUUCCUGGAGUAACAGUGCUGAAACAUUGAACUGACCAUCUCCUUGCACCAUGCUAUUUUUUUUUUAUAAUUACCAUUAAGAAUCAAGAAUACUGUGGGGCAUUUAAGUAUUGUAUAUUAUAGAUUGUAUUAUAUUUGUUUAUUUUUCUCUAAUAGCUUCCAAUUUUUUGAAAUAUUAAAUAUCUCUAGGUAGACACCUUAAAUAGAAAUAAAUGUCAGCAUAUUUGAGCUAUUUAAAAGUUUUAUUCCAUAACCAAAAAACAUUGUUCAUGAUUAGAGAGAGGUUUGUGUCUUUACAUGUUCCCAUAUAUACAACUAACUACAUCCACUCAUGAUUGGGUUAGUAUGUAUACAUUUGUAUGAUAGAAACAUAAUAAUCUGCAUAAUUAAGAUGAACAAACUGAAAUAUCAUCAUCAUUUAUUUAUAUAGCGCUGUCAAGAUACGAAGUGCUUUGUAUUCAAAAGGUAAUUCAAGCAACCAGAUUGGAAGAAGGAAACGCUAAAUCGGCAUGCAGCCAAUCAGAACAUUAGAAUGGACAAAAAAAACAAUAGCUACAUAAAGUAGAAACAGAAUCAAAAUCUUUGUUGCACCUGAAAUGUAUUUUUUUUAAUUUCCACGUUUGCCUUUCUUUUGAGAAUUAAAAAAAAACAAAUGAAAUUGCUUAACACAAGUAUAGUGAUAUAAAUAUAUAGUAAAUAAAUUCCCUUUACCAACUAUUAACUGUUUAGGCUCUUAAAUAUAUUGCAAGAACAUAUUAUUUCAAGGACAAACUGUAUAGGUAUUUAUAUAAAAGCAUCAUUGAAAAAAUUAAAAGAAUUUCUAAAGUUUAAACAUUAACAUGUAAAGUUUUUUUUGUAUGUUUGAUAUUUAUUUUGAUGCUGCAACUAUUUUAAAAUGAUUUAUAUAGAAACCAUUUGUAUAACAGUGGAAUUGAAACCAGAUUCAAAUUUUACAAUUUACAUUUGUUUAUGUAAAACUGUAUAAAAAAAGUUGUGAAAUAAAGAACCGAAAUAGAAAAACUUUUUUUUUAUAUUUAUCUUUCCCAUGUUUAAUAAAAUGUUAUUUGCAUUAAAAUAGGGGUUUGUUUGAAACCAAGAAAAUCCUAGUUGUUUUACUUACACUAAAUAUAACUUUUGAUAUAUAUAUAUAUAUAUAUAUAUUGUACAUUUACUGUAGAUUGUAUUAAUCUUAUGUCCCAAGGAAGCAAUAAAAUACUUUUUAACUUUUUAAAAUGUUGUUUUUAUGUAAACUAUCUCUGUUCAAUGCAUUCUGUCAUAAAUUUAUAUUGAUA